Nilaparvata lugens (brown planthopper) is the source of this 3634-nucleotide messenger RNA. RefSeq names its product C-Maf-inducing protein. NCBI's taxonomy places the organism in Eukaryota, Metazoa, Arthropoda, Insecta, Hemiptera, Delphacidae. The record is from RefSeq and is a predicted model, not a curated record. Bases 425 to 3229 code for a protein of 934 amino acids. The transcript is spliced from 14 exons.
AGUUUUCGUUUUCAGUUUCAGUGCAGUGUUUGUGCUGCUGGGUGUGACUGUGUGCGGUUUUUUCCACUGUCAGCAGAAAAAUCUUUCUGCAUACCUGCUAGGCGAAUGAAUCAGUUUCUGACACAAUCCUGACAGUAAAUGUCGAGUUUUUUCUAUCAACCCAGUAGUCUGAUGAGCUAGAAAUCGUUUACUCGAAAAUCCUCACCUUAUCAUACACCCCUUUUCAUGCAAAAACCUGAGCAAUACUAGUGUCAUGUGUGCUAAGACCCUUCAGUGAUUUUUCAAAUGAGUGCGGAACUUUACCUGUGAUUUGGAAUCGAUCGAAAUGAUCUGUGUUAAUUAGUGUGGUAUUUCGAAUUUCAUGUGUCUCUCCUGGAAAUUCUAUAAAGAUGAUGGAAUAUCCUGAACGGCAUCCCCAAUUUUGAUGCAGACUGAAGAAGAAGAGACACCUGCAGACCAAGACCAAGAACAAAUCUGUUGCUGUGAUUGCACAAGCAGCAGCAGCAGCAGCAGUAGUAGUAGUGAAGCCGGAGACCCCCCCAACCCCCUUGACCCCCCUGACCCCCUUUUCGAAAGUGCCCCCUUUGAUUUUCCGGUUGAAAAAGGUGCUCUCAACCUUAUUGUCAAAAUCGAGCCCAUUGUUGAAACCGACUCUCUUGUCAAAAGUGUGUCCCCUGAUCAUCUUGUCAAAAACGUGCCCCCUCUUGAAUCUGUUGUCAAAAACGAUAAUCUUGAACCUCUUGUUGAAAACGAUAACCUUGAGCCCUCUGUUGAAAAUUAUCCUUUUGUCAGAAACAACUCUUUGGAACCUUUUGAUCCCCUUGAUCCUCUCUCCAAAAACAACUUUCUUGACCCUCUUCCCGAAAACACCCUCCUCGACAAAAACGAUAACGUUGACUCUACUGAACACCUUGGUCAUUCCCCUUACUCCCCUGACCACCUUGAUUAUUUUUUCAAAAACGAUCCCCCUGACCCAAUUAACCCCAUUUCCAAAAACAAUCUUCAUCCCUCUGACCCCCUCGAUCCACCAAACCCCUCUGACUCCCCCAUCACCGUUUUCAAGAACAAUCUCCACUCAUCUGACCCCCUCAAUCCAAACCAUCCUGACUCCCUUAACCCCAUUUUCAAAAACAAUCUUGACCCCUCUGAUCCCUCACCGCCUCUCAAUGACCCCUCCGUCCUUGUCGUGACCCCGGCUACCCCCGACAGCCCUGACAUGGGUGGGGGCAAAGUACCGCCCCCCACCCCUACGCCGCCGCACAGCCCUGGCGCCCGCAGUGGGGCCUGCCCCAGUCCUGGCCCCCGCUUCAAGCUGCUGACUGAUGGCGAGGUGCAGUGCUGCUACCUGCAUCACACGCGCACCGUUGUCAGCAAAAUACUCGCCAGCAAGUUCCUACGUCGCUGGGAGAACCAUCGGCUCUACCUCAACGACACGCACAUCUCCUCAAAAACUCCUUCCACAUGUGUGAGUAGCCUGGACUAUACUCGCCUGGAGGACGUGUAUGUGAUAGGCAGGUGGGACGCGGGACCAAAGUUCUGCGUUUGCCUCGCAGUAAAAGAUGGAUCUCUUCUCCUUCAGGCAAAUAACGCUUACACACGGGAUCAGUGGUACCACUCUAUUAUGUGGAAGAAAAAUAUCUUCAAAUACCGUAAUAUUUUAAAACGUUCCGCUAGGUCUGAUGUUAUAGUUAAGGAAAUUAAGAAUUUAGUAGAUUUCGUGAAGUCAACUCCUAUUCAGGACGAGUGUGUGUCACAUGUGCCUAUUGAAAUUGUCUCUUCUGUUUUAGAAGAGAACUCAGACAGCUGGUGUACGGAGAAGGGUAUGAGUGAAGAGGUGUUGUCAGCCAUGCUUCCCCUACUGGAGAACACCCCUCCCACCCCGCAGAUGUGUCACGUGAUGAGUGCCCACUGCACCAACCACCCCCGCUCCCCGCUCAUUCAUGCCGCUUUCACACCCGUCAUACAUCGCAUACUCAAGCACAAUGUCGAUUUUAGCAAAUUUCCUCAUACGAGAAGAUUAGUUCAAGACUACAUUUAUGCUUUACACUCUCAUAACGAUGGCGUGGAUGUCAUACGAAGAUUUGUUGCAAGUGUGCACGGCCCCACAUCCGGUUGCCCACACCCGCGCGUUCUACCCAACCUGAUCUCGGUGUGCCUGGCCGCCCUGUUCGCGGAGUACGAAGUGCCUUCCAUGCUGCAGCGACGCAAUCUGCUCUCUGGCUCACCCGACACCAAAACUGAUGAAACUGAACUUAGCUCCAUUGUCAACUGCUACCUCAAUGUCUUUCACAAUGUUUGUGAGUACGACGAUUGGCUGCCCGGUUUGGCCCAGCUGCUUCAGCCAAUCCCGUUCCCGGACACGGCGCUGGCGAGUGCGGCGUUCGUGCGUCGAGUGUCGGGCGUGGUGAGUCGAGUGGGUCGCGACGCUCGUUGCAGCUCGCACCAGUGUGUGUUGGGCGUGCGCCACUCCAAGCCGGGUUGGUUCGACCUCCUCUGUCCGCAGAGCAUCGCCUGUGUCGACGAGGGACAACUGUGGGGUCAGAUGUUGGACACGCUGAUAAACUGCUGUUGCAAACGGAAGCCGUUCAUCUCGGAUUUGGUUGGCAAGCGAUUGGGAGCCUGUCUGCUGCUGGCCCUGAGAGACCACGACGCGGCGCAGACUGUGCUCAGCCUAGCAUUGGAGUGGCAGCUGAUUGCCGAACCAGACCAACGUAUGACUGUUGUCACAGCGCUACAGUCCACUGCCCAGGGACAGGUGCAUUACAGCAUGCUCUGUCAGCGAUUGGAUACCAUCAAUGAACUGCAACAAAAAGGAGGCCCUCGGAAGCUGACCCUGCCUAGCAGGUCAACUGAUAGCGACGUGAUACGCCUGCUGAGCGUGGGUGCUUUCGGCAACCUGGAAUGUCUCAGCCUGGCAUUCACGCAUGUCACCAGCGCAUGCGCAGAACAUCUCAUCAAACUGCCUGCGCUCAGAUAUCUCAAUCUGUGGGCCACCAAGUUUGGCGAUGCUGGCCUCAUGAUGAUCUGCGAACAUUUGCCAAAACUGCAAGUUCUUAAUCUGUGUGAAACCCCCGUAUCGGACAGGGGUAUCCUAGCUUUAUCUAGUAUGUCUAACUUGAAAAAACUGAACUUAAACAGCACACAACUUUCGGCCGAAGCUUUUGAGACGCUCAAACAGAAACUGCCAGGCUUACAAGAGAUGGACGUUCGUUAUACUGAGGCCUGGUGAUAAAUCCUUAUCGCAAAUAUUUUGCUGGUCAUAGUCUCCAGACUAUUGAUAAACAAAGUAAAAAUACUCUUGAAAGAUAUUUAUCUUUUUUUAUAUAGGACCAAGAACAAAUUCUAUCGGAAAUGUUUCACGAGAAAACUUUUCACAUUUUUAUCAGAAUACUGAUAAAUUUCGAAAACUACCUAGCCUACUAUUAGUAUUGUAUAGUUUUAACUUUCUCAAAUCAUAUCAACAUUAUCAAAUGCUUCAUCUUUAUGCAUUAACUUAUUGUGAGUUAUAAUCUGUGCUAAUCGCUCUCAAUUAUUGAUAACUUGAAGUUAUGUUGUGAGAAUAAUUAUUGAUUGAAUGUCUCAAUUAUUGCUGCGAAUCAAAAUGAAAUAAAUAUAUUUUUAUACAUUUACUGCA